This is a messenger RNA of Physcomitrium patens, 2076 nucleotides long. RefSeq lists its product as uncharacterized. The record is from RefSeq and is a predicted model, not a curated record. NCBI's taxonomy places the organism in Eukaryota, Viridiplantae, Streptophyta, Bryopsida, Funariales, Funariaceae. Gene Ontology annotation, molecular function: ATP-dependent peptidase activity; metalloendopeptidase activity; ATP binding. Gene Ontology annotation, biological process: proteolysis.
GUGCCCUGCACGCCUUUUUCUUUCACGGUCAAUGGCCUCAGAAUUAGAGCGUGACAAUCCGAAGCCCAUUUGCUGCCAAGCAGCAAGAAUUGUGCGAAGGAGUUCGAUUUCAAUUCCAACUGAACUCUGUGGGUUUGCUUUUUUGGAAUAUGAGGGUUUGGAGAUUGAAGAAUUGGAUUUGAAUUUGGAGCUCACUGGUGGCCUGAGUCCGUUGCAUCAUCACAUCAGCGGCAGCCAUGGCGGCUGCGGCUGCAAUUCUAGCAUCAGGUAGCGCAGGAAUUAGCACGCUCAGCGACAGGAAGAAGCGAAAUCGAGCCUUUGUUCAAUGUGUCGUUUCUUCAGAUGAGCUGAACCAUAGCAGGAGCUUUACUGCACACUUGCAAGUUCGCCCCUUCUCUGUUGGGCACGAGCACAAACAUAUUGCGGGGCUCGGGGCUAGAUGUGCUGUGAGAGGUCCUUAUAAGGCGAUUUCUGUAGGAAGACAGGGGUUUAACAGGAUCAGCAAGGAUUUUUCACAAGAUCAACUGCGUCCUGUUUUAGCAAAGGCCCCGCAACAAGAUUUCCAAGACAUACAACGAGAGCCAAAUCCAGAGCCACAGUCUCUUCCUUUAGAAUGCGACUCUAGGCAAAGAAUUCCGAAACUUGAGUGGAAAGAAUUCGAGGAAGCCGUAGAGCAUAAAAAUCUAGGAAAAGCAUUGGAAGCACUUGAGAUUCUCAACAGGUUUGAAUCAGACGCUGCAACAUCUGGGGAUAACAACGGUGAUUUGUUUGAGCUUUACGGAGAUGGAGAUGGAGAUGGAGAUGGAAAUGGAAAUGGAUCGUCGCUGAGGAUCGAUUCUUCGAGGGGAACAGGAACUUCGUCUUCUGAGACGUUUUUUCUCCCUCAAAAAGAGUUCUUGAAGAUUCUUAACAUAUGUCAGACCGCAACGGAUCUUCAAUUGGUCGGAGACGCGUAUGGGUAUCUCCAACAAAACGGGUUGUUGCGAAACUUCGGGAAAUACAAAGCACGAGUUCUUCAAGCUGCUGGAGCAAAGAGGGUCGUCACUGCAGAGGACAUGUUGGCGUCGUCUGGCCUUGAUGCAUCCAGCCUCUCGCCAAAGAAGUGGGGUUUGACCGGGGCCUCGGCUUUCCAGCUUGCGGCAGGAUUUGCUUUAUUCUCCUUCUUAGUGAACAACAAUAUCGAUAUUCGUCCUCUUGCAGUUAUAAUUGUCGGAUUAAGUUUAUUAGACUCAAUUUACCUCGGGGGCGCAGCCCAAGCUCAGGUUCUUAGUCUAUGGCCAGGAUAUAAACGGCGAAUGCUUGUCCAUGAAGCCGGACAUGUUCUCGUUGCGUACCUUUUAGGGUGUCCAGUAAGGGGAGUAGUUUUGGAUGCUCAAGAGGCUUUUAAAUCUGGUAUUUCUGGCCAGGCUGGCACCCAAUUUUGGGACGAGAGUUUGGCACGGGAAUCAGAACAGAACAGACUGACUGAGGCUUCUCUUGACAGGUAUUGCAUUGUAUUAUUUGCGGGUAUUGCUGCGGAGGGUUUAGUCUAUGGAGAAGCUGAAGGCGGGGAAAGUGAUGAAAAUUUGUAUAAGGGAAUCAUAUCAGGACUGCGGCCACCCUGGGGCCCUGGCAGGAUGUCGAAUCACGCCCGGUGGUCGGUUCUUCAAGCCUUCAAUAUGUUGAAGGAGCACAGGAAAGUACAUGAAGCAGUUGUUCAAGAGUUGGAGCGGGGUUCUGACUUGGCCUCUAUUGUAAAUAGCAUUGAGACCACUAUGGAAGCCUCCCGAGCGUAGUAAAGCUCUAUCUUGUGAACACUAUUUUAAGUCAUUUAGCUUUUUGAGUCUGACCAUCAAGUAAGAAAUCCAAAAUGAGUACCUUGACAGGAUUAUUUGAUUAAUUCACCUCGGGAACUUCAGAGAUUAUUGGUUGAAGGAGAUAGCUUGUCUCAGGCACCUUACAUUUUCAUUAAGCGUGCCUUGCUAUUUCUUGCUGCUUGUAUGAUAUGAUUAAGACUAGAAUGUAGCAUUUAUAAUUUUUCUAUUGAAUCAUUUGUUUAUUAUUCCAAUGAUGGACGUAAAUUCAUCUCAUGUUUGA